UUACAGUAAAAACCGACCUCUGCCAAAUCAUAUUAUGUUUACGAAACCUGACGGUCGCCAAAAAGAUGAAACCGCUAUAGGUCUUAAACAUAAUGAAAUAGAAAAAUUAACAGAUUACUGGUGUCCAAGAAUUGUCAAACUGCUAGAAGACUUAUCCGUACCAUUGGAGAGUGAAAGAGGAUUGCGGAUAAUGCGGUCCAUGGGUUGGAGUGGAGGGGCGUUGGGCCCGCGCGGGAAUGGUAUCUCCGACCCCAUCCUACCUGUUCUCGAUCAGAAACGACGCGCAGGUUUAGGGCAUAAAUCUACAAACUCGGUAUUGAGCCAAACUGAAAUAGCACUAUGCAAUUUUAUUUUGGAAAAUAUACUGGAGAUGAUCGAAUACGAUAAAUCCAUAACCGUGAUACCAUAUACGAGAAUAUUAACAACAAGGGAGAUGGACUACUUGAUGGUUAUAAUGAAAAGUUUGAACAAUAGAUUGAAUGCAGACGUAAUGUUCCCUGAAGGAGUUGAAAGAGACUUGGCAAAUAAAGUUCUCGAGCAAAUGUUCUUAGAGCCGAACGUGUCUGUUGAUAUUAAGUUUUCGGGUGAUUGGGAUGUAAUAAUUUUAAAAAGAAAAUACAAUAGCGCCAAACCGGAGACAAAAAAGAAGAAGAAAAAGAUAUUAACGGACACAACGCUAUUGGAACAUUACAAUUUAUGUUCCAUGACUAUUCGUUUGACUUCGUUAGAUGAUUUCAGAAUCAUAAUCGUAAGCCAGAUAUUGUAUCUUCUGAAGAGCAAUGAUAGAUAUAUAUAUCUGAAUUUUAAUAAAAUUCUUAAAAGUGUAUAUUAUGAGUUUGUGGAUCAAGCAUGUGCCAAUUUUAAUAAUAAGCAAGUAAUUGGAUGUCGCCUUACUAAAGAAUUAGCAAUGAAAGUUGUUGAUAAUAUCGGUGAUACUAUACUUGGUGUUAAGUAUGGUGAAAACGGACAGUCCAUUGCUUUCACAAAAGUAAAAAUGAAAAGUCAAAAAGAACUGGAAGAUUGGUGGAACACGAUUUGAAAAUAUUAACGCAAUAUUAACAGACAUGUGUAAAAAAAGUUGUGCGUUCAAAAAAUUCUAGCGUGGAAACAACAUCUACAAACCCUAAUCCAAUCAAGCUGCACUGCAGUCACAGGAGGUGUAAUACUGGAAGAAGUAUCUCAUACAGAAAUGGGGCUGAAGUAAUUAGUGUGAGAAAUGACCGAACAGUACAGUAUGAUUUUAUCGGUCCCCAAGUGUCAAACUAGUGACAAAAUUCAAAAAAAAAAAAACUAAAAAAAACAAGAAGAAUAAGAAGCACCCCUAUUUUGACUUGGUAAUAAGAUGUAA
This is a messenger RNA of Melitaea cinxia (Glanville fritillary), 1348 nucleotides long. RefSeq lists its product as uncharacterized. Lineage: Eukaryota; Metazoa; Arthropoda; Insecta; Lepidoptera; Nymphalidae. The record is from RefSeq and is a predicted model, not a curated record. The transcript has 5 exons. Bases 35 to 1039 code for a protein of 334 amino acids. Gene Ontology annotation, molecular function: nucleic acid binding.